AUGCACCUGAUUAGCCACUACAUUGACUCGAUCCGUCGUGCUGGCUUGCCAGAGCACUACUCUACGCAGAUGUUUGAGCACCUGCACAUCGAGUACAUCAAGAACCCUUACAGAGCAUCGAACCGACGCACGGCCACUGCACAGAUCAUGAAUAGUAAGGUGAUGCGUCUGCGCCUGGACUCCAUUGCACCAGUUCUCGGCAAGCGUAAAGCCUACGACACGUGCAUGGUUGAGAUCCACAACGGGCUGGCCAUGCCAGCUGCAAUCGAUGCGGCAUUUAGCCGCCUACCUCAUCACGUUCGUGCUGCGCCGAUGUUCUAUGGUCGGCCAUGGUUCUCCAACAUCGCAGUUGUUGGGGAGGGUGACGAUGCAGAGCCUCUCGAAUGGUUGCCUUCACGGCACCUCCAUCCUUCUCUCAUCCAUCCGUCCCUCCCCCAACCCCCUUUUUCCUUCUGCCCUCCUGCCAGCGGCCUGUCCUACAACUACCUCACAUACCGCGUGCCACCACUAGCGGCGGGGCUCAAGGACUUCGACGUGGGCUUUAACUUCCUCUCGGGCUCCUUCCCGACCAACUCCGCCACAUCAUGCGGCGCCAACAACAACUGCUUCCAGGCUGUCACCGGGUGCACCACCAAGGGCACGGUGCAGCGCAGCAUGGGGUGCAGCUUCUGCCUCUCCGACACGGCGCAGGGCAUGGUGUGCUACGGCCGCGGCAUCUGUACCGUCGACGCCUCUGCGCCCUUCGCGGCUGGCACCCCCAACGCUGUUGGGGCCACCACGCUGCCGCUGGCUUGUGUUGGUGAGUGUGGGGUGCGCAAGGGCAGGGUGCUGCUGCCAUUGGUACACCUGUAA
Closterium sp. NIES-65 is the source of this 852-nucleotide messenger RNA. The record is from the annotation of a GenBank genome assembly. Lineage: Eukaryota; Viridiplantae; Streptophyta; Zygnematophyceae; Desmidiales; Closteriaceae.